Giardia duodenalis is the source of this 624-nucleotide messenger RNA. RefSeq names its product Torus domain-containing protein. Lineage: Eukaryota; Fornicata; Diplomonadida; Hexamitidae. Gene Ontology annotation, molecular function: metal ion binding. The coding region runs from base 1 to 624 and encodes 207 amino acids. The transcript has a single exon. The record is from RefSeq and is a predicted model, not a curated record.
AUGGCAAAGAGUUGUUGUCCCACAAAUCAACAAAGCAAGAUAGGCGCAGAGAGUGCAACGGGUGCGGGGGUGUACAACCUGUUUUAUGAUAGCAUUAGUGGAAGGCCAACUAGGGGUGUAGAGCGCGAAACCUGCCUGAAUCCGUUUAAGGAUAGCUCCACAACAAAAGCCACAGUACCACCAGUGUGCCUAGACUAUGCCCGAGGCAGAUGCUCAAGAGGGGCAACUUGUCGUCGGCUUCACAGACUUCCAGCAGUCCAAGAUGAAGAACUGCCCCAUAGCGUCGAUAUAUUUGGCCGGCAACGCUCUGCAUUGGGACCAGCUUCAUUUUUAGGGAGGAAUAGCUCCAUAGUCUUUGAAAAGCCUGCAAACCAGCAAGGAAUGUUGGCUAUCUGCAAGCAUAUUGGCCCCGUUACUGAGUAUAGUCUUGUUACCACCCUUGUAGUUCAUUUCAAGCACAGAAUCUACGCAGAGUUUGCUCUGGAGGCACUGUGUGGACAACGACUGUCGACUCUUAAUGCUAUCUACAACGUGUCUCUAUUCAAGGAUGGAUUGGUUGAUGUUAGUUGGGCACAUAUCAAUCUUGGCGACAUUCCUUGUGAAUCCGUUUUAGACUUAUAUUAG